Molecule: messenger RNA, 438 nt
Organism: Ylistrum balloti
Lineage: Eukaryota; Metazoa; Mollusca; Bivalvia; Pectinida; Pectinidae
Exons: 4
Coding region: 1-429 (142 amino acids)
Source: RefSeq, a predicted model, not a curated record
AUGAAUUCCCUGUUUUUAAUCGUUAUACUCCAAGGUCUUCCAGCUAUAUGCUGGGGCCUGGAGUGCUAUGUGUGUUCAGCACAGUCAAACAAUAUGGACAAAUGUGUGAAGACUACCAUACAGUGUAGAGAGACACAGGAUGCAUGUCGCACACAGAUUAUGUGGAAACAGCCAGAGUUUUGGCAGCCCAGGAGUGAACGUUACCAUUACGUGUCGAAAUCAUGUGACAGGAAAGAUAGAUGCGAGGCAGAAAGUGCCAGUAAGGGCCUUAAAUGUAUGCGUGACUGGUACCGCGACUGGCACUGCAUAGAAUGUUGUCAGGGCGACCGGUGUAACUACUACACAACGCUUGGUGCUGGAACAACACAAAUCAGCAUGACUUUGUUGGCAGUGGUUUUAGCUGUUCAUUUUUUCUUCCGAUUGAGAUGAAGGUUUGGG